Molecule: messenger RNA, 4551 nt
Organism: Prionailurus viverrinus (fishing cat)
Lineage: Eukaryota; Metazoa; Chordata; Mammalia; Carnivora; Felidae
Gene: GRIK5
Product: glutamate ionotropic receptor kainate type subunit 5
Exons: 20
Coding region: 996-3941 (981 amino acids)
Biological process (GO): modulation of chemical synaptic transmission; synaptic transmission, glutamatergic; monoatomic ion transport
Cellular component (GO): postsynaptic membrane; kainate selective glutamate receptor complex; plasma membrane
Molecular function (GO): kainate selective glutamate receptor activity; transmitter-gated monoatomic ion channel activity involved in regulation of postsynaptic membrane potential
Source: RefSeq, a predicted model, not a curated record
CAGUGGCGGUGGCAGCAGUGGCGGUGGCGGCGGUGGCCGGCAGCAGGGAGGCAGGCCCAGCUGGGGACCCAGAGCCGGCGGCUGCGCCUCGCAGGGGACCAGGAGUCCGUGGCCAGGCCCUCCCACUGAGGCCCUGCACCGGGCGCCCCCGGGACACCCCACCCUCCUCUGCCUUCCUCUUCCACCUGCUCCUCUCCAUCCUUCCCUCCCUCCUCCUCUCCCUCCUCCCCAUCUCUCCACCUCGCCGCCUGCCCCCUUCUCGGCUCUCCGGGUCUCCCAACACCCCGUCCUCCCCAGCCCCUCCACCCCUCGGCUUCUCUCCGCCCCUAGCAUGCUUUUCCCGUGGGGGCUGAGGGCUUGAGGACUCCAGGCCCUUGCCUCAUCCAGGGCAGGGCCAAGGCUCCAGGGGGGAGGGGGGAAGGGGUGCCCCCCUCCCCCCAAUCAAGCCCUCCCCUCCCCCACUCCUCCUGAUGGCCGGCUUCCUAGUCUCCAGCCAGUCCUCGCCCCCGGUGGCCCCCCCAGGCCGGCCCGGCUAGGGGAGGGGGCGGGGGCCCUUUCCUGGGCCGGCUUCCCCCUCCCCCGGCUUUGCCUGUGCCCCCCUCCCUUCCGUUUUCACCUUCCUCUCCUCCUUUCCUCCCUCCUUCCCCUCCAUUUGCUCCUUCUCCCUCUCCUCUCUCCCCUUCUCUCCUCCAUUUUCUCCUUUCCCCUUCCUCCCUUCCCUGGCCCGCCCUCUCCUCUUCCACCUGUCCUUCCUUCCCGCUCCGGGGAGCCCCCGUUUUGGAUUAGUUGGGGGCCACUGCCGGAGGCGGGGGAGGGGGCCCCGUGGACUGCCCUCUCCCCCCCCUCCCCCCCGCCCCCGGCCACACCACCACCCAGCGCCAGAGCAUCUCCCCGUUGUCUUUCUCGGGCCUCGAGGGAGCCCAGCCCUCCGUCCCACCAGGAUCCGUGGCGAGUGGGGGCCGCGGCAGCUGCGUCCCCAUGAGGAGGGGAGGAAGAUGCCGGCUGAGCUGCUGCUGCUGCUGAUUGUUGCCUUCGCCAGCCCCAGCUGCCAGGUGCUCUCAUCACUGCGCAUGGCUGCAAUCCUGGACGACCAGACAGUGUGUGGCCGCGGCGAACGUCUGGCCCUGGCUCUGGCCCGGGAGCAGAUCAACGGGAUCAUCGAAGUCCCAGCCAAGGCCCGGGUGGAAGUAGACAUCUUUGAGCUUCAGCGGGACAGCCAGUACGAGACCACGGACACCAUGUGUCAGAUCCUGCCCAAGGGGGUCGUGUCCGUCCUGGGGCCCUCGUCCAGCCCUGCGUCUGCCUCCACCGUGAGCCAUAUCUGUGGAGAGAAGGAGAUCCCCCACAUCAAGGUGGGUCCCGAGGAGACACCCCGCCUGCAGUACCUGCGCUUCGCGUCUGUCAGCCUGUACCCCAGUAACGAGGACGUCAGCCUGGCCGUCUCCCGAAUCCUCAAGUCCUUCAACUACCCCUCGGCCAGCCUCAUCUGCGCCAAGGCCGAGUGCCUCUUGCGGUUGGAGGAGCUAGUGCGUGGCUUCCUCAUCUCCAAGGAGACGCUGUCAGUGAGGAUGCUGGAUGACAGCCGGGACCCCACGCCGCUGCUCAAGGAGAUCCGCGAUGACAAGGUGUCCACCAUCAUCAUUGAUGCCAAUGCGUCCAUCUCCCACCUCAUCCUCCGUAAAGCUUCAGAGCUGGGAAUGACCUCAGCGUUUUACAAAUACAUCCUCACCACCAUGGACUUCCCCAUCCUGCACCUGGACGGGAUCGUGGAGGACACCUCCAACAUCCUGGGCUUCUCCAUGUUUAACACCUCACAUCCCUUCUACCCUGAGUUUGUGCGCAGCCUCAACAUGUCCUGGAGGGAGAACUGUGAAGCCAGCACCUAUCCAGGUCCCGCGCUGUCGGCGGCCCUGAUGUUUGACGCUGUGCACGUGGUGGUGAGUGCCGUCCGGGAGCUGAACCGCAGCCAAGAGAUCGGUGUGAAGCCGCUGGCCUGUACGUCGGCCAAUAUUUGGCCCCAUGGGACCAGCCUCAUGAACUACCUGCGCAUGGUAGAGUAUGACGGGCUGACCGGGCGGGUCGAGUUCAACAGCAAAGGGCAGAGGACCAACUACACCCUGCGCAUCCUGGAGAAGUCCCGGCAAGGCCACCGUGAGAUCGGGGUAUGGUACUCUAACCGGACCCUGGCCAUGAACGCCACCACCCUGGACAUCAACCUGUCGCAGACACUGGCCAACAAGACACUGGUGGUCACGACCAUUCUGGAGAACCCGUAUGUCAUGCGGCGGCCAAACUUCCAGGCCCUGUCCGGGAAUGAGCGCUUCGAGGGCUUCUGCGUGGACAUGCUGCGGGAGCUGGCUGAGCUGCUGCGCUUCCGCUAUCGCCUACGGCUGGUGGAAGACGGGCUGUACGGGGCGCCCGAGCCCAACGGCUCCUGGACGGGCAUGGUCGGCGAGCUCAUCAACCGGCAGAAGGCAGACCUGGCUGUGGCCGCAUUCACCAUCACAGCCGAGCGGGAGAAGGUCAUCGACUUCUCCAAACCCUUCAUGACCCUGGGGAUCAGCAUCCUCUACCGAGUGCACAUGGGCCGCAAGCCUGGCUACUUCUCCUUCCUGGACCCCUUCUCCCCUGCCGUGUGGCUCUUCAUGCUUCUCGCCUACCUGGCCGUCAGCUGCGUCCUGUUCCUGGCCGCCAGGCUGAGCCCCUACGAGUGGUAUAACCCACACCCGUGCCUGCGGGCACGCCCCCACAUCCUGGAGAACCAGUACACGUUGGGCAACAGCCUCUGGUUCCCUGUAGGGGGCUUCAUGCAACAAGGCUCGGAGAUCAUGCCCCGGGCGCUGUCCACACGCUGCGUCAGCGGAGUCUGGUGGGCCUUCACCUUGAUCAUCAUCUCUUCCUACACGGCCAACCUGGCUGCCUUCCUCACCGUGCAGCGCAUGGAGGUGCCCGUGGAGUCAGCUGAUGACCUGGCAGACCAGACCAACAUUGAGUAUGGCACCAUCCAUGCUGGCUCCACCAUGACCUUCUUUCAGAACUCACGGUACCAGACGUACCAGCGUAUGUGGAACUACAUGCAGUCGAAGCAGCCCAGUGUGUUUGUCAAGAGCACGGAAGAAGGCAUCGCGCGUGUUCUCAACUCCCGCUACGCCUUCCUGCUCGAGUCCACCAUGAACGAGUACCACCGGCGUCUCAACUGCAACCUCACCCAGAUCGGGGGCCUCCUCGACACCAAGGGCUACGGCAUCGGCAUGCCACUGGGCUCCCCGUUCCGGGAUGAGAUCACCCUGGCCAUCCUGCAGCUUCAGGAGAACAACCGGCUGGAGAUCCUGAAGCGCAAGUGGUGGGAGGGGGGCCGGUGCCCCAAGGAGGAGGAUCAUCGAGCUAAAGGUCUGGGCAUGGAGAACAUUGGUGGCAUUUUUGUCGUGCUCAUCUGUGGCCUCAUCAUUGCCGUCUUCGUGGCGGUCAUGGAAUUCAUAUGGUCCACACGGAGGUCGGCAGAGUCCGAAGAGGUGUCGGUGUGCCAGGAGAUGCUGCAGGAGCUGCGGCACGCGGUGUCCUGCCGCAAGACGUCGCGUUCCCGCCGGCGCCGGCGCCCAGGCGGCGCGAGCCGGGCCCUGCUGUCGCUGCGCGCGGUCCGCGAGAUGCGCCUCAGCAACGGCAAGCUCUACUCGGCCGGCGCGGGCGGGGAUGCGGGCGGCGCGCACGGGGGCCCCCAGCGCCUCCUGGACGACCCGGGGCCGCCUGGCGGGGCCCGGCCCCCCGCCCCCACGCCCUGCACCCACGUGCGCGUCUGCCAGGAGUGUCGGCGCAUCCAGGCGCUGCGGGCGUCCGGGGCCGGCGCGCCCCCGCGUGGCCUAGGCGCCCCCGCCGAAGCCACCAGCCCGCCCCGGCCGCGGCCAGGCCCCGCAGGCCCCCGCGAGCUGGCCGAACACGAGUGACCACGGGCGGAGCCGGGCUGGCGGCGGGACUGACCGCAGGGACGGAGCCCGGGCCGCCCCCGCUUCCCCAGCGGGCGAGGGUCGGGACUUGUGCCCCGGUGCUCCGGACGCCGCGAUUUUGCCUUCGGCUCACGGUGUCGUCCGAGGCCCGGCUCCGGAGCCUUCCUGCGCCCCCUAGUGGACUUGCCAGAGGGUGCCGCGGACCCCGCACUGCGCCCCCGCCCCCAACCCCCCCCCCCCCCCCCCCCCCCACUGCGGACAGGAGGAGCGCAGGAAUCGAGGACUCCGGGGGCCGGGGACUGCGGGGCCGUUCCGGAAGCGGAAAGCAGUCCGCGAGGAGAGCCCCAUCCUGGGACUGCUCAGGCUCCCCAAGACUUGACACAGCCCUCCCCACUUCUGGAGAACGGGAGGGCCUCUGGGCAUAUGGGUGUCCCCUGGCGCCCCUCAACUCUUCUCUUUCUCUCUUUUUUUUGGGGAGAAACCUCGGAAUUUCUAUGAGACACCCCCCAGGGAGGAGGUCAGUUGGGCCCCCGUCCCUCCCCCUGCCACGCCCCAGUCCCUGUUGGAAUAAAAAAAGAACAAAACCCCAAAAACUGGGGAUACCUGGGUC